Molecule: messenger RNA, 3243 nt
Organism: Branchiostoma belcheri (Belcher's lancelet)
Lineage: Eukaryota; Metazoa; Chordata; Leptocardii; Amphioxiformes; Branchiostomatidae
Exons: 12
Coding region: 27-2975 (982 amino acids)
Biological process (GO): double-strand break repair via break-induced replication; mitotic intra-S DNA damage checkpoint signaling; resolution of meiotic recombination intermediates
Cellular component (GO): Holliday junction resolvase complex; nucleus
Molecular function (GO): ubiquitin binding; crossover junction DNA endonuclease activity; DNA binding
Source: RefSeq, a predicted model, not a curated record
CUUCCCAUUAUUCUCUGCGCGGGAAGAUGGCGGACGCGGGAAGGAAAAAAUAUCCAGAUUUGCGGUACAAGUUUAUCCGCGGGCUGAUCCACCACGAGCGUAACCAGCGCAGGGCACACUACCUGAAGUCUGCGGCGGAGUGGACGUCCCGCGCGAUCGUCUCCCUGGAGCUGGAGGAGAAACCUGUCAAGUCUGUCAAACAGGCCACCAAGCUGGAGGGGAUUGGAGGUGUCCUGGCUGAGAAACUGAAGACAUUUGAGGCAGCACCGGGCAUUUUAACCGACCCCCCUCCAGAUGGUACAUUCCUGAGUUCUGCUCCUGCUCUGCUGGUGGCCAUGCUCAAUGCCAAGGAGGAACUCAUAAAUGAAGGUGACAAGCAGUUGUUGGUCCCAGAGCCCAUGUUGAAAGUCAAGGCCCAGGCCAUCACACAGGAGACAUUCCUACAGUCCACACAACACAUUGUAGAGGGGAAAGAAGGAAACACAGGGUUGUGUAUGGCAUGGUGGAGACUACAUGUACUGAUCCAGAGACUCUACAUCAAGAAGAGGACCCUAAAAAAACAACCUGUGUAUGAACUGCUGCCAGCAGGAGAGGAGGUGGCACACAGGCUGCGAGGCACCAAACCAGGAGAGGCAAUCCAAGGUCAAGUAGUGGAGAAAGCAAGAUCCAGAUCCUCUUCCUCAGCUAAACCACAGCCAGAGAAUUCAGCACAUGUUCCAGUUGAGGAAGACAGGGCACUCUACACCAAUGACAAUGGAUCUGAUGGUAUUGUCCUGCUGGUAGAUGUGAGGGAGUGGGGAGGAGACAGAGUCAAGUUGGGGGAGCUGCAUCGUUACCUGUGCCGGUUGGGUGUCCGACAUCGCACGGCAUCACUACAGUGUGGGGACUACAGCUGGGUGUGGAAAUGUGCAGGAGAGGAGCAUGUAUUACCUGUGCUAGUGGAGAGGAAAAGGGCAGAUGACCUGGCCUGGAGCCUGAAGGACGGCCGUUACUUCACCCAGAAGGAGAAGAUGCUGGAGUUCAGGCGGAGGUUCAGUCCUUACAGCCUCCACUGCAGUCUGAAGUACGUCCUGGAGUGCACACCUGAGCAGUACAUGGUUAGGUGUGCCGACGGAUGCAGGGGUGUGGCCAGGUGUGGCAAUCCCACAGUGGAACAGCUCAACAAUGUGUUAGAAGAACUGGAUGACAGUGAUGAAUUUGACCUGGUGAGAACUGAGAACAUCGAGGGCACAGUGGAGUUCCUGGCUACAGUCACAGUCGAGCUUCAGCAGAGGUUGGACUCCGGUGAUUUCGAUACCUUAGCAGUCGGCAGUCACGUUGAAGAACAGAAGAGUGUGAUCACAAAGAAAGGAUCUAAUCUACAAGGAAAGGUUACGUCAAGGAUUGAAACCAGUCCAGACAGAAGUGGUAUCGAAAUUGCCACAACAAAGUACCCCUCCAUGCCAUCACCUGACACCAGUCCUGUACGUCCACUCACCACAGACUCCCCGCAAAAGUCUCUGCUAUGGAACACGGCCAAGACUUCGCCCUUCAAGGACGCAGCAGAGUUCAAGUCAAAGGUCAGGGGUUAUGGCUCGUCCCCUUCCCCUGAGAAAACAAUGAAGGACUUCUUCCCUGUGUCGCCUGCUAAGAGAGGUCAGGGGUCAGAGGGGAAAGGUAACAGUUGCAGGAAGAGUCUGAAUUCAUCCCUGGUAAAGAGGACGGAGGAGAAACCACUCCUUAGUCCUGGUAGAAAGCGCGCAGCUGUGAAAAUGCCAGACUUCGGAGAGAAUAGCCCGCUCCCCAAAGUACAGGCAAUGUACGACCCUGCGGAGUACACAAGAAAUCGCUACAGAGGUGACUUUGAAGAAACAUCCCUUGAAGAUUUGGACGAGGAUUCUCAAGAAGUUGAGAGUGAGGAGAAGAAGAACUUUCCCACACAAAACUCGACAAUUGACAAUAAACCAACACCAAAAACAAACUUCAUGUACAAAAGAAGACUAGACUCUGGGUUCGAAGACAGCAUUGACAAGAGAUGCCACUCUGACAUGGACGGUGCAGUUUCAAAGGCCACUAGUUCAGGUUUAAACAGAAAGAGACCAAUGGCAAGUUGCAGUAGUGUGUUUGCAUGUGACAGUGACUCUGACAACGAACUACCAGACAUAACAGAUAAUCACCUCACAUCAUCAAAACCAUCCCCUCGAAAACAAAUAAAAAGGGAGAACACUGCAAAGGAUCUUAUUCCAAACACUUUUAAAAAGAAGUCAGGCUUAGCAGAUACAGACAACAGAUUUGAUGGCUAUAGACAAGGGAAAGGCUCAAUGACUUCAAAUGCUACAAGGAAAGAUCUAGAUACAGCAAGCAAGACCAGGGCGUCUGCAACAGGCAUAUACACACAAGAAAAUGAGUUAGAAACCGUUUCUUUGCUCGACGACUCACAAGAAACGAAAGAUUCAGAUGAAGAUUACGACUUGAACCUUUGGUCAAUGAGUGCCCAGAAACAGGAGAAUUCUGAAGAAAAGUCAAGUUCAGCAUACAAGUCUAAUACAUAUAUACCGAACACUACAGACACACUCAGGACGAAAUCUAUACAACAAGACAGUAUGAGAAAUUCUUACACCAAACUUGGGCCUUCACUUGGAAACUCUGCAGAACCAAGCACAAGUGGCAGUGCACAGCCAAACAAAACAGAUACGUUUCCAACUUCUAGUCAAGAACUUGAAACCAUAUCUUUACUCGAUGAUUCCCAAGAAACAAGGCAUUCAGAUGAUGAUGACCUUGAGCAAGAAACCUGGCCAAGACCGACAGAUACGGGUUCUACACGGGAAGGAACUGUAAAGACUGAAACCGCUGAUAAGAAGUGGAGUGAGAAAGUGCAGCUAGUGAGAGCUGUCCUGCCACAGACUGAAGUUGGUACUGUACUGAUGAUGCUUCAGAACAAUGAUGGGAAUGUGGAGGCAGUUGUGUCGGCAUUGUUAGAUCAGGAAGUCGGAUAACUAGUGCCACUAAAUGUCAAUAGCUAUACAUGAGAUACAUGUAUAAUUAUCAAAUUCCUUGUGUGUGUUCAACAGGAAUAGUAUGCUGGAUUUCCUUCCAAGUUACUAGGGUUAACAUCCCAAGCUAGGUUAUUUAUCACAAGAAGUGGUAUCAUGACAUUUCACCGCCAUCUUAGACAUUCCACAGUCACGUUUGUAGCUAAAUUUCUGUUGGUAGGAUUAUCAUUAAGAUAAGAAUAAGGUUAGGAUUAUGGUUAGGGAGUUCCUC